Messenger RNA from Paramecium pentaurelia, 851 nucleotides. NCBI's taxonomy places the organism in Eukaryota, Ciliophora, Oligohymenophorea, Peniculida, Parameciidae. The record is from the annotation of a GenBank genome assembly.
AUGAAUAGAAUUGAUGAAUUGAGAAAGGUUAAGUUUACAAAUAAAUUGGAGCAAUUUUUAUUAAAAAAGAGAAGAGCUAAGACUAAUUUAGAAGAGUAUUAAAUAAGAAAACAAAGUAUUUUUAUGAAAUAUAAAGAAUAAUUAACAUAUACUCCUUAAAAUAAUAAAGAUUAGAUUUGUAGUCUAUGCCAUUCUUUUUAUGUCAAUUAUGUAACAACAAUUUUUUAACAUAGUUGUUGUUAAAAAUGUUUAUUUGACCAUCUACUUAAAUGUCGCGUAUUAUAAUUUAUAAGAAAGUAUAGAAAAAAUGCCCAAUUUGCAGAAGAGAGUUCAAAGAAGAUUUUUCUUAUCCUUGUCUUUCCAUUGAUUACUGGAUAGGGAUUGCUUAAAAGAAUAAUAAAGAUUAUGAAGUUAAAUUAUAAGAGAUAUCAUUAUGGAAAGAAAGAGGAAAAGUAAAAGAAUUUAAAGUAGGGAUGAGAUUAGAUAUUCUUGACACAGUUUUUAUUUGGUGUAUAGGUGAAAUAAAAGAAAUAAGAUAUGGAUAAAAUGAUAAACCUAAAUAAGUAUUGAUUCAUUAUAUUGGAUGGGAUAAAGUUUAUGAUGAAUUAAUAGAUGUGGAUAGUUUCAGAUUGGCUCCUUAAGGAAUUAACACUUCACAAAAGAGUAUAUCAUAAUUUUAAUAAAAAAUAGAUGUUAUAUAAUAUUAAUAAUCUAAUGUAGAGACAUUAUAGAGAAGUUUAAAUGUGAGUUAGAAUACUAAUGUAAGAGAGAUAAAUCAUAGAUCACUAAUUAUGUCUCUUGCUAGUUAAUUCUUAUCAUUUAGAAGUGAUCUUUUUAAUAAUUAAAAUUGA